This is a messenger RNA of Cuscuta campestris, 4084 nucleotides long. The record is from the annotation of a GenBank genome assembly. NCBI's taxonomy places the organism in Eukaryota, Viridiplantae, Streptophyta, Magnoliopsida, Solanales, Convolvulaceae.
UGGCCAGACUUUCUUCUUCUCCCUCCCCUCCAAACCGGUGCGAGACGUGAAAAACCCUGGAGGUGUUGCAGGAGCAGAGCCAACGCAAAGUUCCAGUGACACACUAACACUCACCCCGUCACUUCACUGUCGAGUAUGGCGGCAACGGGCUAUGCUCUUCUCUCCGCCGCACUGGCACUAUUCAUAUGCUUGCCAUCAAUCACCGCUGCCGAUUUAAUACAAGGCUGCGGUGGAUUUGUUGAGGCGAGUCGAGCACUGAUCAAAUCCAGGAAGGAGUCGGACGGGAAGUUGGACUAUUCUCAUAUAUCGGUUGAGCUUAGGACAUUGGAUGGCUUGGUGAAAGAUAGAACACAAUGUGCUCCAAAUGGUUAUUACUUUAUACCCGUAUAUGACAAGGGUUCAUUUAUUCUCAAAGCAAGGGGACCAGAGGGAUGGUCGUGGGAUCCAAAACAAGUUCGGGUUCUUGUUGAUCACACUGGUUGCAAUGCCAAUGAAGAUAUUAAUUUUCAGUUCACAGGGUUUACUGUAUCUGGGAGAAUUGUGGGAGGUGUGGGUGGGGAUAGUUGUACACAGAAGUAUGGAGGUCCACCUAAUGUGAAGGUUGAGCUUUUGUCUCCCGGAGAUGGUGUUAUUUCGUCAGUAUUAACAACUUCUUCUGGAACAUAUUCCUUCACAAAUGUUAUUCCUGGGAAGUAUAAAUUGCAAGCAUCCCGCCAUGACUUGAAUAUUCAAGUCAGAGGUGCAGCUGAGGUUGAUCUGAAUUUUGAAAAUGCCAUGGUGGAUGACUUUUUCUUUGUCCCUGGCUAUGAUAUCCGCGGAUCUGUUUUAGCUCAGGGAAAUCCCAUUUUGGGAGUUCAUAUUUAUUUACAUUCAGACGAUGUGUCAAUGGUUGAUUGCCAUGAUGAUCUUGGUAAUAGACCUCGUGAUCCUGCACAAGGAGCAGCUCUGUGUCAUGCUGCAACAGACACUGAUGGAACUUUCACAUUUAAAUCAGUUCCGUGUGGGCUGUACAAGCUUAUACCGUUCUACAAAGGUGAAAACACCAUUUUUGAUGUUUCACCAUCUUCUCUGCUAGUCAGUGUAAAUCAUGACCACACAAUAGUCCCCCAGAAAUUCCAGGUCACUGGAUUUUCUGCUGGUGGCCGUGUAGUUGAUGCCAAUGGUGAGGGAGUGGUUGGUGUCAAAGUUAUAGUUGAUGGUCAUGAAAGAUCAAUAACUGACAAUGAAGGAUAUUACAAGCUUGACCAGGUCACAUCAAAACGUUACAAUUUGGAGGCAAAGAAGGAGCACUACAGGUUUAACAAACUGAAUGACUUUUUGGUUUUACCAAAUAUGGCUUCAAUUGCUGAUAUCAACUCCUUGUCAUAUGAUGUAUGUGGGAGUGUUCGGACUCUUAAUAGCAACUAUGCAGCUAAGGUAACUCUAACUCAUGGACCAGAAAACAUGAAACCUCAAGUGAAAAAGACGGAUCAGAGUGGAAAUUUUUGUUUUGAGGUUACGCCAGGGGAAUACCGUUUAUCUGCAAUUGCAGCAACACCUGAAAAUUUUCCAGAUCUUUUAUUCUCCCCUCCUCAUGUUGACAUUUCAGUCAGAAAGCCAGUAUUAAACAUUGAAUUUAAACAGGUGCAAGUGAGUAUAGCAGGAUCUGUUGUAUGCAAAGAGAAGUGUGGUUCUUCUGUUUCUCUUACUCUUGUGCACCUGGAAGGCAAGCACAAGGAUCAGAGGAAGCUAACACAUUUGACAAAUGACAGCAAUGAAUUCAUUUUCUCAAAUGUCCUUCCUGGUAAAUAUAGGGUUGAGGUCAAGAACCCCUUAGUAGCACUUUCUGGGGAAGAUAGAUGGUGCUGGGAUGAAAGUUUUACCAAUAUUAAUGUUGGGACCAAUGAUGUUAAAGGACUAUCAUUUGUACAGAAGGGGUACUGGGUUAAUAUUAUUUCAAGUCAUGAGGUAGAUGCUUUCCUCACACAAGACAGUUCUGUUGUGAACUUCAAGAUAAAGAAGGGAUCUCAGCAUUUAUGUGUGGAAUCUCCCGGAGUGCAUGAGCUGAAUUUUCAUAAAUCAUGUAUUUCCUUCAGGAGCUCCUCUCUGAUAAUUGAUACUUCUGAUCCAUUGCCAAUCUCUUUAAAAGGAGAGAAAUAUCUUCUGAAGGGUCAUCUUCACGUUGACCCAAGUUCGCCUAGUGGUUCACAAAAUAUGCCCCAAAACAUUCAAGUUGAUGUAUUAGACACUGAAGGUUCUGUGAUUGGUCGUAUUGCUGCAAUCCCUAGCCAUAAUGAUAUUAAUCAAUCUGUUACUGUUUAUGAAUAUUCAACAUGGGCAAUACCGGGAGAUAAAUUCAUUUUUGUUCCUCAAGACUCUCGGGGUGAUGGGGAAAAAAAGAUACUGUUCUACCCCAGACAACAGCAUGUUUCUUUGAUGCAAGAGGAUUGCCCCCCAGUAAUUCCCCCAUUCUAUGGUCGCAUAGGAUUAUAUAUUGAAGGAUCAGUCUCACCCCCCCUGUCUGACAUUAACAUCAAAAUCAUUGCUGCGGGGGAAAGCCAUAGUGCUCCUCUCAAGCAAGGGGAUGUAGCAGCUGAAGUUAGUACAGGGGUAGACGGAUUUUAUGUUGCAGGGCCUUUAUAUGAUGAUGUUAAUUACCACGUCGAAGCUUCAAAGUCUGGUUAUCAUAUAAAGCCUGUAGGGCCUCAUUCAUUUUCUUGUCAGAAGCUUGGUCAAAUAUAUGUGCGCAUUUAUUCAAAUGAAGAUAUAAGAGAGCCUUUUCCAUCAGCCCUCUUGUCGUUGAGCGGGGAAGAUGGUUAUAGGAACAAUUCAGUAACCGGUGUUGGCGGAACUUUUAUUUUUGACAACUUAUUUCCAGGGAGUUUUUAUCUCCGGCCUCUGCUUAAGGAGUAUGCUUUCUCACCUCCUGCACAGGCAAUUGAACUUGUUUCUGGUGAAUCUAAAGAGAUAAUUUUUCAUGCUACUCGAGUUGCAUACAGUGCCAUGGGAGUUGUCACUGUUCUGUCUGGUCAGCCAAAAGAGGGUGUUUCAAUAGAAGCUCGAGCAGAUUCAGAAGGCUUUUAUGAGGAAACCUUAACUGACUCAACAGGAAACUAUCGCCUGAGGGGUCUUUUACCUGACACUACGUAUGAAAUCAGAGUUUUGAGAAGGGUUGGUUAUGGUAACCAUCUUAUUGAACGUGCAUCUCCAGAGUCUAUAACCAUUAAGGUCGGGACUGAUGACUAUAGGGGGUUAGAUUUUGUUGUAUUUGAAGAGCCAGAGAUGACCAUGGUAAGCUGCCAUGUCGUGGGGCAUAAAAUGAAAGACUUUCAACCAGAAAUUCAGGUGGAAGUUAAGUCUGCAACUCACCCAAUGAAGAUUGAAUCUGUCUUCCCGCUGCCUCUUUCAAACUUUUUCACGUUGAAAGACUUGCCCAAAGGCAAACACCUUCUGCAACUCCGGUCUGCUACGCUAUUGGGCACCCACAGGUUUGAAUCGGAAGUAAUUGAGGUUGAUUUAGAGAAAAAUAGGCAAAUUCAUGUAGGCCCUCUCAGAUACAGAAUUGAAGAGGAUCACCAGAAACAGGAAUUGACUCCAGUUCAUGCGUAUCCUCUCAUUGUUGGAGUCUCAGUUAUUCUACUUUUCAUUAGCAUGCCGAGAUUGAAGGAUUUAUAUCAAGCCAUUGCUGCGAUGGUGAUGUCUGCUGCAUCAGGAUCUGGCAGCAAUGUAAGAAAAGACGCGAGAAAGACAUCUGCAAGGAAAAAGACAUACUGAAGUCUUUCCAUCUUCCACUGGACAAUUGACUAUCGGUACGUCUAAAUUCAAAUGCAUCGUCUCAGUUCUGUGAAAGCAUGAAACUUGUGAUAGAUGGCGAAUUUUUGAAAGGCGCUACGGCUCUGUAAUCUGUCUGAACAUGAUUAGCCUGAUGGAUCGUUAGUUCCAAAAUUUGAAGUCCUUUUUUUGUUAACAUUUAUAAACGGCGUGUAAGGAAAUAUUAGCGCUCCCUCUUGUAGGUAACAUUUCUAAGAGCGUCUUUUUUUUGGUUUUUUAAAUUUAUUUAUACACAUUUCUCUUUUUGAGAUUUGAUUAAAGUUAUUUUCAAUAU